Molecule: messenger RNA, 686 nt
Organism: Paramecium sonneborni
Lineage: Eukaryota; Ciliophora; Oligohymenophorea; Peniculida; Parameciidae
Source: the annotation of a GenBank genome assembly
AUGAUGCAUGUCCAAUUAUCUUAGAUUUAACGUUUACUAUUGCAACCAUAAUUAUCAUUUAAAUUAGCAUCAUCAAUGGUAUCUCCAGAAGCAUUUGAAUGUUACAAAAUAUACUAGAAUCUAAUCAAAAGAAAAUAAUUACAGCUUAAAGAUGCUAUAAAAUUUGAAUAUGUUUAAUUAUGUGAGGGAAAUUAAUAAAACAUUUUAUCAGAAGAUGAUAGUAACAUAGGAGAAGUUAAUGAUAAACCAGGUUUGAAAGCCAGAAUACAAUAAACCAAUGAAUAGUAAAAUAUUAACUUAUUUUAAUAUAGAGAUGCCAAAUAUGAUAUGUUAAAUAUCAAUUAACUAAUUCCCCUUUAAAAUCACCAGCUCUGUAUAUAUCUAAAAUAAAAUGAAAGAAGUUUAAAAUAAAGAUUAAUAAAUGAUUAUGAGAACUCCUGUAUUAAACUACUAAUAGAGUAUCUUAACAUGAAUUAAUUUGUUACACCAAGUGCGUCAUUCAAAAAACUCUAAUAAAAGGAAAUACUUUAUUAAACCAUAUUUAAUAAGCAGCCCUUACUGGUAAUGUUUUAUUAAAAUAUACCUAAAAACCGCAGUAACAAUAACCUAAAGACAAUGAAGAUUAAAAAAUAGAAUAAUCUAAUGUUGCCAAACGAGUUAAAGCUGCUCUUAGCAAAUAUGUUUGA